AACACGUCACCGUUUCCGCGAAAAAAAUCAACCCACAGAUCAAUUCACCAUCAGUGAACGGAGAGAGAUUUCGCCAUCAAUCUGUAUUCAAAGAAAAACUCCGGCGAAGAUGCUGCCACCGGAGCUGCAGCCGCGGCUAUUCCGGCCGCACAUAUCCUCCACCUCCUCCUCAAGUGAACAAGCCUCGUCUUCUCCCAACUACUCUCCCCACAUGAGCCCCGCCUCAACCCGAAGCUUCAUCGAUCGUCGAACUAGCGGUGCUACUUCGAGAUCCAGCAAUUCUCGCUUCUCUCCUUCCUCCUUCGCCUACAACGGACGCAUCGCUCUCGCUCUCGUCCCCUGCGCCGCCUUCCUCCUCGACCUCGGCGGCGCUCCGGUGAUCGCCACCCUCACCGUCGGCCUCCUCAUCUCCUACAUCGUCGAUUCCCUCGACGUCAAGUUCGGAGCCUUCCUCGGGAUAUGGAUGUCGCUCAUCACGGCCCAGAUCGCCUUCUUCUUCUCCUCCUCCCUCCUCUCCUCCUUCAAUUCCCUCCCCCUCGGCCUCCUCGCGGCGUUUCUCUGCGCUGAGACCACGUUCCUCAUCGGAUGCUGGACGUCGCUCCAGUUCAAGUGGCUCCAGCUCGAGAAUCCUUCGAUCGUCGUCGCUCUCGAGCGUCUCUUGUUCGCCUGCGCUCCUUUCACCGCCUCUUCGCUUUUCGCCUGGGCUACGAUCUCCGCCGUCGGGAUGAGCAGCUCGUCUUACUACUUCCUCGUGUUCGCUUGCGUGUUCUACUGGCUUUUCGCGAUUCCUAGGGUUUCGUCGUUCAAGACCAAGCAGGAGGCUAAGUACCUCGGAGGAGAGAUCCCUGAGGAUAACUACAUCCUUGGAUCUCUCGAGAGCUCUUUCCUUUCGCUGAAUUUGAUGUUCAUGCCGCUUCUCUUCCACGUGGCGUCGCAUUACUCUGUGAUGUUCUCGUCAGCUGCUUCGGUCUCCGAUCUGCUGCUCCUGUUCUUCGUCCCUUUCCUGUUUCAGCUCUACGCCUCGACGAGAGGUGGUCUUUGGUGGGUUACCAAGGACUCCCGUCAGCUGCAGAGCAUUCGGAUUGUGAAUGGGGCUGUUGCUUUGGUUGUGAUUGUGAUUUGUUUGGAGAUUAGAGUUGUUUUUCGCUCCUUUGGGAAGUAUAUCCAAGUUCCCCCUCCGUUGAACUACCUUCUGGUGACGACGACGAUGCUUGGAGGUGCUGCUGGCGCUGGUGCUUCGGUUCUUGGAAUGAUCUCGAGUGGUCUUAGCUCUGCCUUUUUCACAGCUUUAGCUGUGAUUGUGAGUUCUGCUGGAGCUAUUGUUGUAGGAUUUCCACUUCUGUUUACUCCUCUUCCUGCAGUCGCUGGGCUUUAUUUUGCUCGUUUUUUCACAAAGAAAAGUGUGCCCUCUUACUUUGCAUUUGUUGCGCUUGGAAGCUUAAUGGUUAUAUGGUUCGUAAUGCACAACUACUGGGAUUUAAACAUAUGGCUAGCCGGCAUGUUCCUCAAAUCAUUCUGUAAGCUUAUAGUGGCCAACAUUAUCAUAGCCAUGGUCAUCCCUGGUCUUGUUCUUCUCCCAUCAAAAUUUCACUUCCUGGCCGAAGCUGGUAUGGUGGCCCACGCAUUAUUGCUGUGCUACAUUGAGGACCGCUUUUUUAAUUACUCAACCAUAUACCAUUAUGGAAUGGAAGACGAUGUGAUGUACCCUAGUUACAUGGUUAUCUCGACGACGCUAAUUGGAUUGGCUGUGGUGAGGAGACUGUUUGCUGAUCACCGAAUUGGAUCAAAGGCGGUCUGGAUCUUGACUUGUCUGUAUUCAUCAAAGUUGGCUAUGCUGUUCCUUUCAUCAAAAUCAGUUGUAUGGGUGUCUGCAGCUCUACUGCUGGCUGUUUCCCCUCCCUUGCUGCUAUACAAGGAGAAGUCGAAAUCUGCCUCUAAAAUGAAACCAUGGCAAGGUUAUGCUCAUGCCUUAGUGGUUGCUAUCUCUGUUUGGUUUUGCCGAGAAACGAUAUUUGAUGCUCUACAGUGGUGGAAUGGAAGACCACCGUCUGAUGGCUUGCUUCUUGGUUUCUGCAUCGUUUUAAUUGGUCUGGCCUGUAUACCAAUUGUUGCACUCCACUUUUCGCAUGUCCUGUCCGCUAAGAGAAGCCUGGUAUUGGUAGUGGCAACUGGAUGCAUGUUUAUUCUGAUGCAGCCACCGAUGCCUAUGACCUGGAGUUACCAUUCAGAAAUGAUCAAGGCCGCUCGUCAGUCAGCUGAUGACAUCUCUAUCUACGGAUUCAUGGCAUCCAAACCGACUUGGCCAUCUUGGUUGUUGAUUGUGGCACUCCUGUUGAUUCUCGCUGCUGCCACAUCUCUAAUCCCAAUCAAAUACGUGGUAGAACUGAGAGCAUUUUACUCCGUUGCCAUGGGUCUAGCUCUCGGUGUUUACAUAUCUGCAGAGUUCUUUCUACAAGCUGCUGUUCUACACGCUCUGAUUGUUGUAACAAUGGUGUGUGCCUCGGUUUUUGUCAUCUUCACCCAUUUUCCAUCUGCCUCAAGCACAAAGCUGCUUCCCUGGGUGUUUGCUCUUCUCGUGGCUCUAUUUCCAGUGACAUAUCUGUUAGAAGGUCAGGUUAGAAUCAAAAAUGAUCUCGGGGAUAAUGCUGCCUGGGGCUGGGAUGCAAGGGAGGAGGAUAAGAAAGUCACAGCGAUGUUGGCCAUUGAAGGUGCAAGAACAUCUCUUCUAGGUCUCUAUGCAGCGAUCUUUAUGCUCAUAGCUCUCUUGAUCAAGUUUGAGCUCACUUCGCUUUUGCGUGAGAAAGUCUCUGAGAAGAGUGGUCAGUCAAAAACUCAAGGCGGCGCAAGUGGGAUGUUCCCAACACGAACGAGGUUGAUGCAGCAACGCCGGGCCACCUCGAUCCAAAGCUUUGCAAUAGAGAAAAUGUCGGAAGAAGGAGCGGCCUGGAUGCCUGCGGUUGGUAACGUUGCCACCAUCGUGUGCUUUGCCAUAUGCUUAAUUCUCAACAUCCACAUCUCCGGCGGCUCAAGCCAAGCGAUCUUCUUCCUGGCUCCUAUCUUACUUCUCCUGAACCAAGACUCUGAUCUCUUAUCCGGGUUCGGCGACAAACAGAGAUACUUCCCCGUCACGCUAGCUAUAUCAACAUACUUGGCUUUAUCCUCUCUGUACGUUGUAUGGGAAGAAGUUUGGUUCGGUGGAAACACAGGUUGGGGAGUAGAAAUUGGAGGGCGUGAAUGGUUCUUUGCGGUGAAGAACCUCGCUCUUUUAAUACUCACAGCACCGGGUCACAUUAUAUUCAACAGAUACGUGUGGAGUUACAGCACUAAAAACUCAGACCCGUCGCCGAUGCUGACUUUGCCACUUAGCUUUGCAGCCGUGGUUAUAACGGACGUGUUUCAGGUUCGCCUUCUGGGAGUUUUAGGCAUUGUCUACUCAGUGGCUCAGUAUGUGAUAUCUAGGCAGCAACAUAUCAAAGGGCUGAGGUAUAUUUAGACAGUCAUAAGACAAUGUUUUAAGCCCUUUCUUGACCUCCUUUUGUUUCUCAGUUGAUGCAUUGGUAACUGCAAAGAUACGUUUACAGGACUUACUCUAUGGUCUUCUUACAAAUGAACAUACGAGUUUUGUGUAACAAUCGUGAAUCUUACCAAACCAAGCCCUUAAACUGCAUCUAGUUUCUGUUUUGUU
Brassica napus (rape) is the source of this 3685-nucleotide messenger RNA. RefSeq lists its product as uncharacterized. The coding region runs from base 110 to 3493 and encodes 1127 amino acids. The record is from RefSeq and is a predicted model, not a curated record. Lineage: Eukaryota; Viridiplantae; Streptophyta; Magnoliopsida; Brassicales; Brassicaceae. The transcript has 4 exons.